Fomitiporia mediterranea MF3/22 is the source of this 1635-nucleotide messenger RNA. RefSeq lists its product as uncharacterized. Lineage: Eukaryota; Fungi; Basidiomycota; Agaricomycetes; Hymenochaetales; Hymenochaetaceae. Bases 19 to 1572 code for a protein of 517 amino acids. Gene Ontology annotation, biological process: lipid homeostasis; fatty acid beta-oxidation using acyl-CoA oxidase. Gene Ontology annotation, molecular function: fatty acid binding; FAD binding; acyl-CoA oxidase activity. The transcript has 6 exons. Gene Ontology annotation, cellular component: peroxisome. The record is from RefSeq and is a predicted model, not a curated record.
GCCCAUGAUAUCGAGAAAAUGACACCGAAGUUCUGGGCGGCACACGCUGACCCGAUUCUAUUUCGCGAUACGAGUGCAAUGACGAAUGUAACGAUUCAGUACAACGUUGUUAUCGGAACUCUUCUGGACAAAGGCAAAGGUAGAACUGACCUGACGGAACUGAUUCAAGGGCUUAUGGCCUAUAAGAUACUGGGCCAGUUCCUGCUGACAGAAAUUGGCCAUGGUUUGGAUGUGGUGAACAUGGAAACAAAUGCUACUCUUCUUCCAGAUGGCUCGUUCGAUCUACAUUCUGCGGGCCCUAAUGCGGCUAAGUGGAUGCCCUCGACAGUUCCUGUUGGUUAUCCAUGCGUUGCAAUCGUCUUUGCGAGACUCCUUGUCAAAGGCGAAGACUGGGGUGUUCGUCCAUUUAUUGUACAGCUCAACGAUGGCAAGCAGAUGUGCAAAGGAGUCCAAACCAGGCUCGCUCCACCACGGGACGAUAGUGAUCCCCUCAACCAUUCAUUGACUACAUUCACCCACGUCCGCCUUCUUAGUACUGCACUCCUUGGACCUUUAUCAAAGCCUGCAUCUCUCCGCGAACAGUUCUUGUCCUCCAUCUGGCGCGUCACCGUUGGCUCGCUUGUCAUCUCGAGCGAUGCCAUCCCAAGCCUCAGGAUCGCGGCGUACACAGUCGGACGGUACAGCCUACGUCGUAAGGUACAGGGUUCACUCUCCGCGCCCGCACCUAUCAUGCAGUUCCGUACGCAACAGGCACCUAUUGUCUUAGCACUAGCAGAAGCGUACGUGCUAGAUGCACUCAGGCAAUGGGCCAUCCCGAUAUUCUUGGACGAUAGUUUGGACAUAGAUGUCCGAAGGGCAAUAUCAGCUGUGUCCAAGGUUUUGCUCUUGACGCAUCAUCAGUCAUUGAUUGAGGUCUUGAUCGCACGCUGUGGUGCACAAGGUGUAUUUCGGUAUAAUGGACUGACUUCCGCUGCGGGUCUAAUACGAGGAUUCGCCAUUGGAGAAGGAGAUUUAUUAGCUCUCUCUAUUCGGCUUGCGACUGAACUUCUGCUCGAGCGCUACCAGGUACCGCAGACAGACAACCCCACAUCGCUACUUGCACAACACGAAGCUGGGCUCAUCUCUGAAUGUCGCACUCUCCUCAAAUCAAUGAAAAGCCAUCGCAGUCCAGAGUUUAAUCGACAGCUUAUCCCACAAUGCCAGCCCAUUGUAGAGGCUAUCGGCUGUCGCAUGGCCUACGAUGCUGCCCGCGCACGGGGCAUUCCCGAGCCUUUCAUAGCGUUGUUUGAAGCGAAUGCAGUGAAAUCUGACCUUGCGUGGUAUAUCGAGAGGGGUCUGAUUAGCCGUGAGAGGGCAAGGAAUAUGGAAGCUGAUGCAUUGGACAGGGCAUACCCGUUACUUGAGGAAUGGCUGGAUAAUGAAGAGAAUGGGAAGCAUGUAACUGCUCCUAUCAUCUCUGAUGAUACGUGGAAGGCGUUCCACGAUACUUUACCCAUUUACUCUGGCUCGGCGAAUCCAGAAAUAACUAACGGAAUGGAGGCGGCGUCGAGAACAACAUCCUCGAAGUUGUAAAUUUAAUUCGCUAUACCUUUCGCUGUUGAAGUCCCUGUACCUGUACAUCAAUCCAAAUGGAAC